CGCUGGAGCAGGACUGGGCUAGACCCGCGCGCUCUUGGGGGUUGGGGGGAGCGAUCCGAGCCCCGGCCCUCCGCGCGGGUGGGCUGGAGCAGGGCGCGCCGGGCAGCAACCCCCAUUCCUACCGGAGGCCCCCCCUGCCCUCUCCCCCUUGCCCCCUUGGCCCAUGGUGCGAGGCUGGGAGCGGCCGCCCGGGCCGGAUCGCGCUAUCUCUGAAGGGCACAGAUCAGAAAGCACCAUGCCUCCUAAUAAAGAGACGAGCAGUCUUAAUAGUUCACCGGCAGGGCUCAUCUGCCUCCCUCCAAUCUCUGAGGAGCUACAGCUUGUGUGGACUCAAGCAGCCCAGACCAGUGAGCUGGAUAGCAAUGAACACCUGCUACAAACAGCAGCCCAGCUACAAACCUUCAGCUACCUUCCCUACCCCAGCCUAGCAGACAUUGCACUUCUCUGCCUACGUUAUGGGCUGCAGAUGGAGAAAGUCAAGACCUGGUUCAUGGCCCAGCGCCUCCGCUGUGGCAUUAGCUGGUCAUCUGAAGAAAUAGAAGAGACCCGAGCCAGAGUGGUCUACCAUCGGGACCAACUCCAUUUCAAAUCCCUUCUCUCUUUUACUCAUCAUGCAGGGCGGCCCCCAGAGGAGGUGCCUCCUUCUCCAGUGCCACCUCCAGAACAAGUCGGUCUUGGAACAAGUCCUUUGGCUCUUGGUGAGCCUACCCAGAAGAAAGGAUUGAAGGUAGAACCCGAAGAGCCCUCUCAGAAGCCAUCACUGCCACUGAGUCAGAAAGCAAAGGAGCCCCUGAUGGCACCUGACAGUGGAGCAUUCCCCCACCAGUCAGAUUUUUGGCAGGAUCGUCAAAGCAGUGACUUUUCUAAGGAUCAGGCAGGCAGGGGUCCUGACCAGUCACAUGGCAUAGGUACUGCGUCUUGGAACCACUCUACAGCUAUCCACCAGCCACAUGCUCGGGACAAGCUCCCACCAACCUCAUUACUCACCAGUGGUUGUAAGGAAGAGUCAGCAUCUAGUGUGCCUCCUUCCUCCUCUUCUACCUCUUCCUCUUUCCAGGUACUGGCUAAUGGAGCUACUGCCACCUCUAAACCUCUUCAACCACUGGGCUGUACCCCACAGUCACUGUCACCAAGUGAACAGGCACUACCCCCACAUCUGGAGCCAGCCUGGCCCCAAGGACUACGGCAUAACUCAGUACCAGGUAGGGUUGGCCCUACAGAAUACCUUUCCCCAGACAUGCAACGCCAGCGAAAGACCAAGCGCAAAACCAAAGAGCAGCUGGCUAUCCUAAAAUCCUUUUUUUUACAGUGUCAGUGGGCACGGCGUGAGGAUUACCAUAAAUUAGAACAGAUUACAGGUUUACCUCGGCCUGAGAUCAUUCAGUGGUUUGGUGACACACGCUAUGCCUUGAAACAUGGGCAACUAAAAUGGUUUCGGGACAACGCAGUACCUGGUGCACCUAGUUUCCAAGACCCAGGAAUUCCCACACCGCCACCAUCAACCCGCUCCUUGAAUGAAUGGGCUGAAACACCACCUCUGCCAAUCCCUCCACCCCCACCAGAUAUACAACCAUUGGAGAGGUACUGGGCAGCCCACCAACAGCUACGAGAAACUGACAUACUUCAGCUGAGUCAGGCGUCAAGGCUUAGCACCCAGCAGGUACGGGACUGGUUUGAUUCUCGAUUACCUGAGCCAGCUGAGGUGGUAGUUUGUCUAGAUGAAGAAGAGGAAGAGGAGGAGGAGGAACUGCCAGAAGAUGAGGAAGAAGAGGAGGAGGAGGAGGAGGAAGAAGAAGAUGAUGAUGUGAUCAUACAAGACUGAAUGGGGGGGCCAAAGGAGGGGCGGUCUGUUACUAAAAGAUGAACCACUUAGUAACUGUUUAAACAAAGAAACUUCAUUUUUCUAAUUACCUUGUGGCAAAGAACUAAAAACCUUUGUGUUUUUUAGGGUGGGCAAUGGGAAUGUAGUGAGGGUGGAGCAGGGAGGAUGACCAUAGAAAGUUGGGAUUGGAUUGGCAGAAAUCGAAGCCUCUAACCUCCAGGUAGAAAAUGCUAAGGACCUAGAUAAACUAACAGCUAGGAAGUGGCUCUUGCUGUCCUCAUAUCUGCUGUUCUCCCUUAGUGUACCUCAGAAGGGCCAGAGCUUGGCCCCAUAUCUAUAGGAGGAUUAGCAGACCAGAGUAAAGAACUCUCAACUGAUGAUUCCAGUGCAUCCCCAAUCCUAACAUUUUCCCUGGAAUAUAAGGCUGCCUUGUACCCCUUUUUUCUUUGACCACAAGUCCAUGCAUAAUACACCUAGGAGCUGGUAUAUCCCAGUCUCAUCACAAAUACUUCCUCAUAACAACUGACGUUCUGUGUUUUACCUGCUUAAUUAUUGACUCACACAGGUAGCAGAAUGUUUCCUGAUAUGGGGACCACUUUGCCUUGUA
Messenger RNA from Tupaia belangeri chinensis (Chinese tree shrew), 2429 nucleotides. It is a transcript of the gene HOMEZ, whose product is annotated as homeobox and leucine zipper encoding. Lineage: Eukaryota; Metazoa; Chordata; Mammalia; Scandentia; Tupaiidae. Gene Ontology annotation, biological process: regulation of transcription by RNA polymerase II. Gene Ontology annotation, molecular function: DNA-binding transcription factor activity, RNA polymerase II-specific; DNA binding. Gene Ontology annotation, cellular component: nucleus. The record is from RefSeq and is a predicted model, not a curated record.